Molecule: messenger RNA, 1440 nt
Organism: Punica granatum (pomegranate)
Lineage: Eukaryota; Viridiplantae; Streptophyta; Magnoliopsida; Myrtales; Lythraceae
Source: RefSeq, a predicted model, not a curated record
UCACCACCACCAUCACCCGCCCUCCCCAACUCAAAGAGAGCCUCCCUAGUAUCCCUUCCUCUUCUCCAUUUCCUCCCUACUCUUCGGCCAAUGGCGGCAGCAGCAGCCCUCAUCCUCCCCAUCCUCCUCCUCCUCCUCCUCCUCACCUUUGCCUCCGCCACCCCGGACCUGUCCAUCAUCACAUACGACGUCAAGCACGGUCUUGGGGUUGGGAGGACUGAUGAGGAGCUCGUGAGCAUGUAUGACUCUUGGCUCAUCAAGCAUGGCAAGUCCUAUACCAACGCGCUUGAGGAGAGGGAGAGACGGUUCGAGAUCUUCAAGGACAACGUGUGGUUCGUCGACGAGCACAACAGCAAUGCCGCGAACCGGUCCUACAGGGUUGGCCUGAACAAGUUCGCGGACCUCACGAAUGAGGAGUACAGGGCGAUGUUUCUUGGCACGAGAAGCGAUGCAAAGAGGAGGGUGAUGAAGGCUCGUGCUGCGAGCAACCGCUAUGCUGUGGAUGCGCAUGAUCGCUUGCCCGAGGCCAUUGACUGGAGGGCCAAAGGUGCAGUUAAUCCUGUCAAGAAUCAGGGGAAAUGCGGGAGUUGCUGGGCAUUCUCGACUGUGGCCGCCGUGGAGGGCAUAAACCAAAUUGUGACUGGCGAGCUCAUCUCUUUGUCGGAGCAGGAACUCGUGGACUGUGACCGUCAGUACAACUCAGGCUGCAGCGGCGGUCUCAUGGACUAUGCAUUCCAGUUCAUCAUUGAUAACAGGGGUAUGGACACUGAGCAGGACUACCCGUACAAUGGCAAUGACGAAAAGUGCGAUCGAUCUAGGGUGAACUCGAAGGUGGUUACUAUUGAUGGGUACGAAGAUGUUCCUCCUUCAGAUGAGAAAGCCCUGAAGAAAGCAGUGGCACACCAGCCAGUCAGCGUUGCGAUUGAGGCCAGUGGACGGGCUUUCCAACUGUACGAUUCGGGAGUGUUCACUGGGGAUUGCGGGACCAACCUCGACCACGGAGUGAUUGUUGUUGGUUAUGGUUCGAACAAUGGGCUGGACUACUGGACUGUGAGGAACUCAUGGGGCCCUGACUGGGGCGAGGAAGGGUACAUCAGGAUGGAACGUAAUGUCAAGGACAACAGUUCCGGCAAGUGUGGCAUUGCUGUGGAGCCGUCUUACCCCACCAAGCGAAGCCCGAACCCGAAUUAAACCAUCCUCUUCCAAGCCACUCAUUACCGACGCCUGAAUCUCACUAUUCGUCUCUACUAUAUUUGCUUAGGGAGUCCAUGUUCAUUUCUAUUCGACGAUCAACAGCUUUCCAUGUAUAUAGAUUCGAAGGGCCUAAGCUGCACCUGAAGAAGGCUUUGUCAUUUCAAGAAUUUGAGAUUAUCAUCCCUCUUAACUUAGUGCAAUCAAUGCCAUUCAUUGGCUCAUUUUAUAAAUUCCUCGUUCGGUAUU